Aptenodytes forsteri (emperor penguin) is the source of this 987-nucleotide messenger RNA. It is a transcript of the gene GPR3, whose product is annotated as G protein-coupled receptor 3. Gene Ontology annotation, molecular function: G protein-coupled receptor activity. Gene Ontology annotation, biological process: G protein-coupled receptor signaling pathway. Gene Ontology annotation, cellular component: membrane. NCBI's taxonomy places the organism in Eukaryota, Metazoa, Chordata, Aves, Sphenisciformes, Spheniscidae. The transcript has a single exon. The coding region runs from base 1 to 987 and encodes 328 amino acids. The record is from RefSeq and is a predicted model, not a curated record.
AUGAUGGAGGAAGGGCCCCCCAACUCCAGCGAAGGCCAGCAAGGCUGGUUCGCGGCCAGGAACGGCAGCGGCAGCUCCUUGGACCUGGAGUCUGUGGUACAACCCCUCGCCUUGAACCCGUGGGACGUCGUCCUCUGCAUCUCCGGGACCAUUAUCUCCUGCGAGAACGCCAUCGUGGUGGUGGUCAUCUUCUACACCCCGACCUUCCGGGCUCCUAUGUUCCUCCUCAUCGGCAGCUUGGCCACAGCCGACCUCCUGGCCGGUUUGGGGUUGAUCCUGCAUUUUGCCUUUGUCUACUUCAUCCCGUCGGAGGCGGUCAGCCUGCUCACGGUGGGGCUCCUGGUCACCUCCUUCACGGCCAGCGUCAGCAGCUUGCUGACCAUCACCAUUGACCGCUACCUGUCCCUCUACAACGCCCUGACCUACUACUCGGAGAGGACGGUCACCAGGACUUACAUCAUGUUGAUCCUCACCUGGGGAGCCUCCAUCUGCUACGGGCUCCUGCCCAUCAUGGGCUGGAACUGCCUGAAGGACCCCUCCGCCUGCAGCAUCGUCAAGCCCCUGACGAAGAACCACCUCAUCAUCCUCUCCGUCUCCUUCUUCAUGGUCUUUGCGGUGAUGCUCCAGCUCUACGUGCAGAUCUGUAAGAUCGUCUGCCGGCACGCCCACCAGAUCGCCGUCCAGAGACAUUUCCUGGCCAGUUCCCACUACGUCACCACCCGAAAAGGCAUCGCCACCUUGGCCGUCAUCCUGGGCACCUUCGCUUCGUGCUGGCUGCCCUUCGCCAUUUACUGUCUCCUGGGGGAUUACAGCUACCCGGCCCUCUACACCUACGUCACCCUCCUCCCCGCCACCUACAACUCCAUGAUCAACCCCGUCAUUUACGCCUUCAGGAACCAGGAGAUCCAGAAAGUGCUGUGGACCGUGUGCUGCGGCUGCUUCUCCUCCACCAUGCCUUUCCGGUCCCGCUCCCCCAGUGACGUCUGA